Brachypodium distachyon (stiff brome) is the source of this 812-nucleotide messenger RNA. Its product is annotated as glucan endo-1,3-beta-glucosidase 7. Lineage: Eukaryota; Viridiplantae; Streptophyta; Magnoliopsida; Poales; Poaceae. The record is from RefSeq and is a predicted model, not a curated record. The transcript has 3 exons. Bases 57 to 578 code for a protein of 173 amino acids.
CGAAUCUCUUACUUCUCAUUCUUCUUCUAAGCGAACUUGCAAAAAAGGAGGGGGAAAUGGCUAGCCCUACUGCUACUACGCUUUGCUUCCUCGUCGUCGGCGUGCUUGCGCUUCUGGCAAGCCCUGCUCUAGCAGAGUUCGAUUGCGAGCCCAAGGGUCCGAGCUUUUGCGCGGCCAGGUCGACGGUGGGGGACGACCGGCUGCAGGCGGCGCUGGACUACGCGUGCGGCCACGGCGCCGACUGCAGCGCCAUCCAGCCCGGGGCGCCAUGCUUCGACCCGAACACCAAGACCGCGCACGCCUCCUACGCCUUCAACGACUACUACCAGCGCCACGGCCGCACCCCGUCCGCCUGCGACUUCGCCGGUGCCGGCUUCAUCGUCCACACCGGACCCGAGCCAGAUAUAUGCGAGCAUAUCAGGUUCAAGUCCCUGAUCUGCAUGAGGUGGGCGUGCAAGCUGGAGUGCGUGGACAAUAACCCCACCAAGAUCAUCGAGGGUGCCUACUGUACUCACAAGAAGGGCCUCCGCUAUUGCAACUGUAAAGUGUGUGUCAAGGCUCCACCUGCUCAUGUAUAGUUCGAAUUCGGUGUGUGGCCUGUCACACUUUUCCGAUUUUAGGUAGUCGUUCUGCUGUCCCAACAGUCUCGUUGGAUUAGAAUUUUGUUUUCUUUGUGAUAAACUUAGGUAGCGAUUCUGUUUGGAAGGACAGGCUAGCUAGCUUGGAUAAUAAAAUUUCCAUUUUCUAGAAUGCAAGACAAGUACAUACUACUCAUAGAUGCAUAAUCAUCAAGUCAGAAUAUUUCCAAUGUA